Pocillopora damicornis (cauliflower coral) is the source of this 3826-nucleotide messenger RNA. RefSeq names its product protein Wnt-5b. NCBI's taxonomy places the organism in Eukaryota, Metazoa, Cnidaria, Anthozoa, Scleractinia, Pocilloporidae. The record is from RefSeq and is a predicted model, not a curated record. Gene Ontology annotation, biological process: canonical Wnt signaling pathway; multicellular organism development; cell fate commitment. Gene Ontology annotation, cellular component: extracellular region. Gene Ontology annotation, molecular function: frizzled binding; cytokine activity.
AAUAAUGGUGUCUGUGAUUGUUCCAGGGAGUGAUUUAGUUUUUAAGUGGGGAUAACAUCCAUUUUGUCCAACCGUGAAUUUGAAUUGACCGUGUAAUAUACGAAUUUUGCACUUAGGUUAAAAUAACAUAAGCCACCCAACUAGAACAAAAAACCAUCGCUUUAUCUUGUCGGUUUACAUCUCAAUUACUUAGAAUGGAAAACUGAGAAGCUACGAAUGUAAGAGAGAUUAAUCCGCAAUGCGAGUGAUUAACACAAAGCAGGCAUGUCUUUGCUGAAAUAGGUUCCAGAAGGCGCUCUUGACUUUUAUAGUCUGGUGUCGCUUUUGUCGCUGCUUGGAGAAGAUCGCGGUUCAUUUCGCCACGUACACAGUAGGAACAGUAUUUAAGCUCAGGUGGUCAACAUGGACAUACGAUACCGUCGGGGACAAUCGUCGGAAGAAAAACCCAGCGAGGCUCAAGCAAGAUCUAUCCCUGCUGACAAAUCAAAGAACUUCUUAGACUUCGCAAUGAAGGUGCGUCGACGAGUCCGUCAAGUUCCACUAAUCCUUUGCCUUAUGCUCCUCACAUCGUUCUUUCAAGUUGGACAGAGUAUAUGGCCGCUUAGUAUUCCACACCAGGCAUUUAUUGUAGGCAUCGUCCCUCAGCCUUGCCACAAUAUGGGAUUGUCCGACGAUCAGAAACAAAUAUGUAUGAGUGAGGCGAAUCGGGAGCUUUUACCUACAAUAAGAUAUGGUGCAAGUUUGGCGUACAAACAGUGUCAGUACCAGUUUAAGUAUCGCCGUUGGAACUGCUCUGUGCCUGAAAAAGAUAGCAAUUCCCUGUUUCGCCGAAUAACGGGGAAAGGUACGAAAGAGGCAGCCUUUACAUAUGCUAUAUCAGCCGCUGGUGUGGUGCACUCGAUAGCCCGAUCAUGCGUGGAGGGCAAUCUCAGUAUGUGUGGCUGUAGUCGGGAAAGAAGGCCUAAGGACUUAAACAGCAACUAUCAGUGGGGAGGAUGUGGAGACAACAUAGAGUAUGGCGCCAAGUUCGCAAAGAAAUUCAUGAAAGCUGGCGAGAACUCUAAACCGAAGGACACGCGUGAACUAGAAAGGAAGUUGAUGAAUCUUCAUAACAAUGAGGUUGGAAUACAGGUCAUUAGAGAUAAUUAUGAAAUCCGGUGCAGGUGUCACGGAAUUUCUCAGUCUUGUGAAAUCAAGACCUGCUGGAAGGAACUUGUCCAGUUCUCCACCAUUGGGGAAAAACUCCGCACCAUGUAUGAUAAAGCCGUCAAGGUCAGACUCGACAGAAGGACUGGGCGCCUCCUUAAAGGGAAUAAAAAAUCUGAGAACCAGAAGGUGACUGGAAGACGUAGAAGCACCUCCAACAAACCAACGAUAGGCAAUUUGAUUUACUUGGAAUCUUCACCCAACUAUUGCAUUAGAAGCAAGAGGCGUGGAAUUCUAGGUACCGCUGGUCGAGAAUGCAAAGUGGAAGCUGCGGAGGAUGGCAACUGUUAUGACCUCUGCUGUAGGCGAGGAUUCCUUCCGCAACAAGUUUUAGUUGUAGAAAGAUGCGAGUGCAAGUUUCACUGGUGCUGCGAAAUUAGAUGCAAGGAAUGCCGCCGUUAUCAGACAAAAUAUUUUUGUCUCUAAGAAGGCCACAUUUACCACAAGUCCACCAUGUCGGAUGACGACUUGCGUGUAGUCGCCAAAGAAGAGACUCAAAGUUUUACUUGUGACAAAGAUCAGCCAGAGAACAAAGAAGAAUGCGGCAACGUAGCAUUUAACUUUAUUUAAUUUAUUUCAUAAACCCUUAGUUUUAAACAACAUUUCUAGGAGUGAGAUUUAGAGCACUUCACUUUCAUUGGUGAGGUAAGAUUUAAUAUCUAAGAUAUGAUUUUUUUUCUUGCGCCAAAACUUCACCAAUUUCCUCCAGAAGCUAUAAUUACAAAGCCAUGAUUGUUGAAUCCGCUGGUGGAAACCCUUUUCCUCAGAAGAUCUACCUUCUCGAACAUUCCACUCAAGGCAAACGCUGCAGCAUCUCAGAGAACGUCUUCUGGCUAUCAUUACCAUCAUAUUAAUUUCCUAUCAAUAUUGUUAUGAUUUUCAACAUCCUCAUCAAUAUUACUUUUAUAUUUAUUAUCAUCAUCAUCAUUAUUAUUAUUUUCUCUGCUUGCUCUUGUUAUUUAAUCCCUCUAGUAAGUUUUUUAUAUUUGAGAAUAAUGACGAUAUGAAAAGACUAGCUAAAGAAAAAAAAUGGAGUAUUACAUUCGAGAUUUCAGAUUAUAUACAUUUCAAUGUAAAUACAAAGAAAUGUGUUAUUUUGACCCAAAGAUAUAGUUUAUCUUGAAGCGAGAGACCUCAGAUUUUAAUCGUUACCGAGAUAAUAACAGACAACGUAAUUUAACUCUGUUCCUGAAUGCGAAUAUUUUUUUAGAAACACGGGUAACCUUUAUUUCACCUGCGGAUUUAACCGAUGAAAGAUAUUUUCAAACUGGUUUUACAAUUUUAGCUUUGUUGAUUAGGAAAACAGAUUUAAACUGAAUUUUAAAUUGAAGCCUUCCAAACAUUGAUUUAAAAAUAUUUUAACUCGGCCAUAGACUGAAAAUGAAUUUAUGCACAAAGUGACAAGCUUAUCUUAUCUUGUAAAUCGCUUUCAAUUGAUAAUGAAUACUCAAUCCGAGAUCAAUUUACAAAGAACUCUUUUGUUUCACGAUGUGAAAAGAGCAUUGAGGAGUUGGUCUGUACGAGACCCAUCUUGAUUCACCAAAACGUUCUCUGUCAUAGUAGCUCUGAUUCAAUCUAACAUUAGUUCAAAAGGACUUUCCUCUUUCUCUUAGGUUUGUAAUGCGUGAUGAUGAUUUGAGACAAAAAAGGAAAAUUCAAAUAAAUGGAAAAGGAAACCUCAAUAUCAAAUUCCAACAUCUAUUUCGGGCCAACUCUAAAAAUUACACAUGGUUAGUUUUCAAUGAGUUAAGGCAGAUUAGUGUACAGGAAUUGCGCGUUAAUCAUUCCGAGAUCUGAUUUUUUAUCACCUCUGUAAAAAGAUAUAUGAUAGAACUUGUUUGCGGUUUUGUGACUGUUUUUGUUUAAAGACCUGAAAAAUAUAUGUUAUUUAAGUAUACUUAAAAGAAACAGUCUUUCUUGCUUUGGCAGAUUCCUUAAACCUUAAUUUUUCCAUUCGUUUCCUUUUAAUUUUAUCUCCUUUCUUCCCUAAUCUUUCUUAACUCUUGUUUGCCCUUUAAUUGUUUCCCUUGAUUUUCAUCUCCAAUCCCCACUAGUUUCCUUUCACCCUUUUCUCCCUUUUUUUUUCAUUCCCUUCCUUCACUUUCGUCAACAUUAGUUAACCUAUCUUUCUCAUCUAUCCUUUUUUUCCAAUUAGCUGCCUAUCAAAUUCCAUGUUUUGAUUACAAUCCUCCCAUUUCCUUUCAAUCUCUAACAUCCCUUUCCUCUCUUUCUCAGCAAUCUUUAUAUUCUUUUCCUUCCCUCCUUUCAUUUCCAUCUCUUUUCUUUCCUUCUCCCUCAAUUUCUUCUUCCCUCCCACCUUUUUCUCUGCCUUUUCACCCCAUAUCUCUGAUGACUUUAAAAUCUUUAAGGAUGAACGUCUUAAGCCCGGUAUAGAUGGGCGAGUUUCUUUCUCAUGAGAGAGAAAACUUGGACUACAUCGUUUCUUUUGUUUCCUAAAUCGCACGGUUCUUUGCUCUGCAGGCCGCAUGAAGAUAAAACCGCAUUUUAACUUGUCAACAAGUAUGGCAAUAUGCUAUAGUGUCAUGUUCUACCACACUUCCAAUAUGUAUACUACGGAUAAGAAAUUCUUAAUAAAUAAAGUGCUCGAAUCUAAUGAAAA